Lizanozyma spartinae is the source of this 2574-nucleotide messenger RNA. RefSeq names its product sulfate permease (gene SUL2). Gene Ontology annotation, biological process: transmembrane transport. Gene Ontology annotation, cellular component: membrane. Gene Ontology annotation, molecular function: secondary active sulfate transmembrane transporter activity. The record is from RefSeq and is a predicted model, not a curated record. NCBI's taxonomy places the organism in Eukaryota, Fungi, Ascomycota, Pichiomycetes, Serinales, Debaryomycetaceae. The transcript has a single exon. The coding region runs from base 1 to 2574 and encodes 857 amino acids.
AUGACUAAUAACGAAUCAGUGGUCCCUCAUUUACAGGAGUAUGAUGGAUUUAGUGAACGUUCAAGACGUAACUCCGCAUCAUCUCGUAGAGAAUCACUUCAUAUUGUUCAAUCUAGAAGAUCUUCUAUUAAUCGUAUGUCUACUCAAGAUACUGGUGGUCCAGAUUAUAUUUCUCCAGGUCAACAAUAUGCUAAUGGUGCAGCUCUUAUACCUGAAUUCAAUGAACGAGAAGUAACUGUUGUUGACUAUGCCAAACAUGUUUUUUCCGAACCAAAGAGUAAGCUCACAAACUAUAUGACCUCUUUGUUCCCCAUAGCUAAAUGGAUCUUACACUAUAAUGGUAGAUGGUUAUACAGUGAUUUGGUUGCUGGUAUAACUGUUGGUGUUGUCCUUGUUCCUCAAUCUAUGUCUUACGCUCAACUAGCUGGCUUACCUGCUGAAUAUGGGUUGUACUCUUCGUUUGUCGGUGUCUUCAUUUAUUCAUUUUUUGCAACUUCUAAAGAUGUUUCCAUUGGUCCAGUCGCUGUGAUGUCUUUACAAGUUAGUAAAGUCAUUCAAAAAGUUCAAGAACAGAACGGUGAUAAAUUCUCAGCUCCUGAAAUUGCUACUUUCCUUUCCUUGAUUUGUGGUGGUAUUGCAUUUGGUAUUGGUAUACUCAGGUUGGGGUUCAUUUUGGAAUUUAUCUCCAUCCCUGCAGUUAUGGGUUUCAUGUCUGGUUCUGCUUUUUCUAUUAUCACUGGUCAAGUGCCAAGUUUGAUGGGGUUCAACUCCAAGGUCAACACUAGAGACUCAACCUAUUUGGUUGUGGUUAACUCAUUGAAGAAUUUGAAACAUCUGAGAGCUGAUGCAGCUUUUGGGUUGACAGCAUUGUUCCUAUUAUACGUUUGGAAGUUCUCCUGUGCUUGGUGUGAAAAGAGAUACCCAAGAAGAAAGCUUUGGUUCUUUUAUGCCGCACAAUUGAGAAAUGCCCUUAUUUUAAUUAUUUCGACCGCCAUUUCUUGGGGUAUCAUUCAUCCUAAAGUUACAAAUUUUAAAGGUCCUAGAGAACAGUUCAAAGGUCCCUUUUCAAUUUUAGGUGUUGUGCCUUCUGGUUUGAGACAUGUUGGUGUCAUGUCUAUUCCUCAAGGUAUUAUUGGUGAAAUGGCUUCUGAAAUUCCUGUUUCCGUUAUUAUUUUGUUAUUGGAACAUAUCGCCAUUGCCAAAUCCUUUGGUAGAGUUAACGAUUAUAAGAUCAUUCCUGAUCAAGAGGUCAUUGCUAUUGGUGUUAAUAAUUUAAUUGGUACUUUUUUCAGUGCUUACCCAGCUACUGGUUCUUUCUCUAGAUCUGCUUUAAAGGCCAAGUGUGGUGUCAGAACCCCCCUUGCAGGUAUUUUCACUGGUGGUGUUGUCUUGUUGGCUUUGUACUGUUUGACAGAGGCUUUCUUUUACAUUCCAAAAGCAACUCUUUCAGCCGUUAUUAUCCAUGCCGUUUCCGAUUUGAUUGCCAACUACAAAGUUACCUGGUCUUUCUGGAACAUUUCUCCACUUGAUUGUGGUAUCUUCUUAGUUGCAGUUAUAAUUACUGUCUUCUCUUCUAUUGAAAAUGGUAUUUACUUUGCUAUUGCUGCUUCUGGUGUCAUUUUGUUGUUCAGAGUUGCAAGGCCACAAGGGGUCUUUUUGGGUAAGAUUAAGGUAGCUGAAGUAAUCAAUCCAAUCAUUGAAGGUGAUUCUUUUGUUGAAGAUAAUUCCAGUAUUCUGGAUAACUCCAGCGAUUCGCAAGAUUUGGAAAUCCAUCAAGUCUUGCCCAAAGGCGCUUCAUACCAAGCUACUGAUUGCAGUAAUUUGAAAAUUGAAGACAGAGCCUCCAAAAAAAGUCUUGCUUCUGAUAUUCCAACUGCUCAACAAUUGGCUCACCAAAACCCUCACAUUAAAUUCCACACAAGAUGGGUUCCAUUGACAAAGGAAAACAUAAACAAUGAACUAAAUGUUCAACCACCUCCUCCAGGUGUUCUUGUUUUCAAGCCAGUUGAAUCAUUAACCUAUCCUAACGUUUCUGUACAGGUUGACCGUAUUUCCGAUGAAGCAAAGAGAUUGACUAGAAGAGGGAAGCCAUUCGAUACAACAUCUGCUGGUUCCAGACCUUGGAAUGAUCCUGGUCCUCUUCAAUGGAAAUUCGGUAAACCUAAAUGGUUCAGUAAAGAUAAGAAGGAAGAGAAGAGAAUCGUUGAAACUGUUGUUGAUGAACGACCACUUUUACGUUUGGUUCAUAUUGAUUUGUCUUCUGUUGCCUCCAUUGAUGUCACAUCUAUUCAAGCAUUGAUUGACUUGCGUAAGGCAUUAAACAGGUACGCUGAUAGAGAAGUUGAAUUCCAUUUUUCUGGUAUUUUGUCUCCGUGGAUUAGAAGAGGUUUGAUUUCCGCAGGUUUUGGUUCUUACACUGCUGCUGAUGUUGAAAGUGAUGGAGCUGUUAGUGCCACUACUUACGUCAACAUCGGUGCUUCUAACGACUUGGAAUCUGCUUCUGCAUCACCAUAUUAUGCCGUCAUUGGUACUGACACCCCAUUUUUCCAUUUGGACAUUCCAGACUAUUCAUAA